This is a messenger RNA of Nasonia vitripennis (jewel wasp), 2812 nucleotides long. RefSeq names its product mitochondrial ornithine transporter 1. Bases 1435 to 2373 code for a protein of 312 amino acids. Gene Ontology annotation, biological process: mitochondrial L-ornithine transmembrane transport. NCBI's taxonomy places the organism in Eukaryota, Metazoa, Arthropoda, Insecta, Hymenoptera, Pteromalidae. Gene Ontology annotation, molecular function: L-ornithine transmembrane transporter activity. The record is from RefSeq and is a predicted model, not a curated record. The transcript has 6 exons.
CUACUUAUCGUCGUGGAAUAAGGACGGCUACAAGAAAGUGUAUACACUGUACACGCUAUAUGUGCUGCAGAAAGAGGGAGAGAGACACGUCGCGAGAGACGAGGCGAUCUAUCAUGGCAGGCGCGGAGUGCGAGCCCCCCGCGCAGCUGGGGUGGAGGGGAGGGGCAGUUGUAGCCUCUAUACUGUACACUACUGCGUGCCUGGUGGCUCGACCAUGUUCAGGUGUAUAUAGCUGAGAGAGGAGAGGAAAGACGAUGGUUUUUACCUAAACAAACUCGAGGGACGGCGAUGCCUCGAACCUCUUCUAGCUCUGCGGCUGUUGCAGGCCCUCCAAUUUAAGGGUUUUCUUCCUGAAGAUUGUUUUUAUAUAUCCAUCACAAAUAAUGGCCAACGCUACGAUGCUACAACCAUCGGACUACAACUUGGCUUCCUUUUGUGUUUAUUUGGCGACCGCUGUAGUAUCGUAAAGUUCAGCUUACUCGCGUUGAUAUAUCUAUUUAUACGAUCAUAUGGUAUAGCGUCUAUAGCGCCGAGCAUAGUAGUACUACACCUGUGAGUCAAUUGGAAAAAUUAUGAAUGCAUAAACAAUUUAUUUCAAGACAAGGCGAGACCGUCGGAGCAAAAGCUAUAUAGUAGAAAAUAUUAAGUAUUGCAACAUGGAAUAUAGCUUGCGGUGAAGCGUGACGUCAUUGAGUUUUGGAAACAACAACAACAACAACACAAACUGUACAGCGUCAGUGUGUGAUCACAAACAUCACAUAGGCAGAGUUUUACCAACAAGAGGAUAUUUGAAAAAUUCAAUAAAUACUAACGAAAUGCAUCCGUAAUAAAUAACUGUCAAGUUCUUGUUGCGGCAGUGUAUAGCAAACGCGAAUUUUGUAUUACCGACCGAGGCCUCGCUGAAAAAAAAAAAUACAGCGCGCACACGAGGUUCGACUCCAGCAGCCGACAGUCUCUUAUCGCCCGGCCGCAAAAAACCGUGUCGAAAUCUCCCUCGCAUUCUAAGGCAGCCACUGUAGACUAUGCGCUGAACUCGCGCAAAUUCUAAUCUAUACGUACAAUACAACCGAGAAAACAUUCACUAUCUGUGAGUCAAUACAGUCGCAACUUUCGUCACGAGUGUAUCCGCGGGCACAAUCUCUUCUGCUCCGAAAUCAAACUCAAUCUCAUUCGGAUCUCGUGGGCGCGGGUUAUCGGUGAGAAAUACCUAUAUACCUCGAGACGAAGUUUAGGCGAGACGGCGAGGGAAAAGCUAUACGGGAAAUGCAGAAGCGCAUGCGUGUGUGUGCCUGGAUUUCGAAGUUAGUAUAUAACUUACAUUAUAACACGCGACUCGCUCGCACUGAUAAGGCUGCAGCUAUAUAGAUUUUUGGACUGUGCUCUCUUCUGCAUGGGAAAGUAGACAAGAGUUGAAUUGUGCAAAGGGACAUCAUCAUGUCACUGGAGAAUGUGCAGUCUGUAAGCAGCGAAAGCAUGAGCAACGUUAAGGAUGGAUUCAUUGACUUUGUCGCUGGAUCACUUGGUGGUGUUGCACUGGUUUACGUUGGUCAGCCACUGGACACAGUCAAAGUCAAAAUGCAAACUUUUCCAACAAUGUACAAUGGAAUGGUAGAUUGUUUUAUGAAAACUUUAAGGACAGAUGGAUUUGUAAGGGGCCUGUAUGCAGGAACUAUGCCAUCGGUUGUAGCCAAUGUAGCUGAGAAUUCAAUCUUGUUUGCAGCCUACGGUGGCUGUCAAAAAGUUGUAGCCAAUAUUAUGGGCGUUCCUAAAGUGGAAGAGUUAAGCUCAAUAGGAAAUGCAUGGGCUGGUUUCUUUGCUGCAUUUUUCUCUUCUCUCACACUGUGUCCCACAGAACUCAUAAAAUGUCGAUUGCAGGCAAUGAGAGAAGUGCAAAGCUAUGAAAAAGCUCCAGGGACAAAUGUGAAAUUUAUUGGACCAUGGUCCCUAACUAAACAAAUUCUCAAAGAAAACGGAAUUAGUGGGAUGUACAGAGGAUUGACUUCAACGAUAGCUCGAGAAAUGCCUGGAUAUUUCUUUUUCUUUGGAGCUUACGAACUGACAAGAGAACUUCUGGCAAAACCUGGACAGACAAGGGAUGACAUAGGUUGGCAAAAAACGAUGGUCGCCGGUGCUGUUGGUGGAAGCGUGCUGUGGCUCGUGAUUUUCCCUGCUGAUGUCGUUAAGAGUAGAAUUCAGGUUCAAAAUUUAAAGACACCUGCUCUAGUAAUAAUGAAGGACAUCGUGAGAGCAGAAGGAUUCAGUGCCUUAUACAAUGGUCUGAAGCCUACGUUAAUCAGGACCGUUCCAGCGACGGCAACACUUUUUGUUACUUACGAAUACGUUAAGAAACUGAUGCACCGCGUUAUGGAUUAGCGCGUGAACUAUUAAACUUCCAUGUAGCAAAUUCUUAUUUUUUUAUUCAACUAUAGCGUGUCAACAAAGAGAUUAGCGCCUAAUCUCUGUCAAGUUCGAUGUAUGAAUGUAAGAGUAAUUAAGGAAACAAAAACAAAUUGCACAAACGAACCACAAUCAAGCAACCAAUCAAGUGAGACAAUAAUGCAUUUUUCUCGUGCUCAGGAAUCUACAUUGUAUUCGUGUAAAUAAUGCUGUAAGAGCUCAGUAAAUAAAAUGUAUUUUAUUUUAGAUAUAAUAUUCACGUGUAUUAACUAUGUACAUUGCGCGACUUAUUCACUAUUGUGAUAAAAGCAGCUCUUGUAAAUCCUAAAAGGUCUAUAUUAACGUUGUCCACGUCGGAGUACUAAUUUUAAUGUUGUUGUGAACAAAUGAGAAUAAAUAUUAUCUAAAUAAAAGA